This is a messenger RNA of Ricinus communis (castor bean), 1750 nucleotides long. Its product is annotated as serine/arginine repetitive matrix protein 1. Lineage: Eukaryota; Viridiplantae; Streptophyta; Magnoliopsida; Malpighiales; Euphorbiaceae. The transcript has a single exon. Bases 1 to 1656 code for a protein of 551 amino acids. The record is from RefSeq and is a predicted model, not a curated record.
AUGGCAGAUCAGAGGCCAUUUAGUCGCUUCAGGCUGCCUUGGAUUACAGCUGCUGCUCGUCCUGCAGCGGAACCCCAACCCCCUCGUCCUAGUAGUGAAAUUCAAGCCCCAGCUCAGCCAAUCACUACCAUCCCUCAACGUCCAUUUCGACCAGGGUUAGCCUCGAUACAGUCUCCUCCUCCUCCUCAGGCCCGGGCACCACAAAGUACCGAACCUCAGACACCUGUUGCAAUCCCUGAAUCACGAAUCAUCGUCCAGUCACCAUCUAGUGUAAAAACACAAACCCGGGCUGCCUCUGUACCACCAUCACCAUCUCAGACAUCAUUACCGUCUCGGGCAAAAAGUGAGGGUCGUGUUGUCUCUCAGACCCGUUCACCAUCUCGGGCAGCUUCACAACCACGAGCUGCAUCUGUGCCCCCAUUUCGAUCCACACAGCAAACAGUCGCACAGCCUCAAGCUUCACCUCGUUCGGCCUCUCAGCUUGCAGGGCGGACAUCCUCACAACCCUCUCCUCCACCUAGGAGGACUACUCAACAACCAACAGGUUCGCAGCCCCCUCCACCACUAAGGAAAUUACAAUCCACUGCACAAGAGACUUCUCAGCCCCCACCAUCUGCGUAUCGACAAGAACCAAAGCCUGAAGGAUCUUCGUUAUUCUCACAAGUCGCUCAACCAACAGCAGGAAUGAAGCCUCUCUUAGAACCAACAGAAAGAGAGAAGGAAAAUGGACAAGGAAAGGAAGCUCCGGACGUGCUUAAAAAAGAAGGAAAGACAAAAGUUCCAGCUGAAGAAGAACCUAAGAAAGCAAUCACUGAGCUCCUCACUGGACCAAUGACAGGAUCAGAAACCAGAGAACUACAUUCUGUGGCAUUUAGUUCUGAACAAAAGCAGCAUGAAAAGGAAGAUAAGAAGACAGCAAAUCGGGGAGAACAUAUCAAAACUGUGAGUGCAACUCAUCCAAAGGCCAGGAAUAAAUCAACUGAAUCUCAUCAAAAGCCAAGCAUGUCCAAUGGAGAGCAUGUUCCGUUGCACAAAGGAAUUAGGGAUGAUAUUUCGAAGUUCAUUCAUAAGCUCGGGAUAGGGCAAGUAAAGUAUCCCGUAGAUGAAAAGCCAGUCUGCGUUAUGACAAUAGCUGGUGAAAAUACAGGAGCAUCAAUGCAUGUGGGAGCUGAACCAGCACGAAAAGAUGGGUCCAUACAUAUACAUCGGGGUUAUAAGCUCAACCCAGAUGACAGUACUGGAGCAACCACUGAUGGAGAAGGAAGCAGAGAUGGAAGGUCCAAGAAUCCAACCAAAGAAGUUCCAGUAACAAAGGCAUAUCUCAAUAGCAAUACUCAAAGUGUCAAUAAUUCAAUUAUAUUAGACAGUUCAGUGAAUGAGCAAGACCCUGGUGUUCAUCUGGCUCUCUCUCAUAACCUGGCAGAAUCGAGCAAGCCAAGUGCUAAACCAGAGCCUCUUGAAACACACAAGACUGAGUUUAAUGUCACUCGUUCUCAAAAGCUUACUUAUGAGCCCACGAUAAGAAGACGAUGCCUAAGAGGGCUUUUUCUGGAACCGAGUGACUCAGACAAUGACAAUCCUGAAAAGCCUCGAAGACAUGGUUGUCUUUAUGCCUGUGGGGAAAAGAGCAAAGACAAAGACAUAGGUGUUCUCUAAACUACCAACUGACGAGUUAAUAGCAUCUAUGCACCAGCAAACAUAAAGGACUUGUGUAUAUGAUAAUAACAAUGAACUAUAAAAUCGGUAAUAA